Trichoderma asperellum CBS 433.97 is the source of this 726-nucleotide messenger RNA. RefSeq lists its product as uncharacterized. The record is from RefSeq and is a predicted model, not a curated record. Lineage: Eukaryota; Fungi; Ascomycota; Sordariomycetes; Hypocreales; Hypocreaceae.
AUGUGGCUUGAUGUUUCGUCUACCUCGACCGGCAUGUCUGGUGGCACCUUGUGCUUGGUUCCGGGCACCUCGACAGGCCCCAGCUGCAGCACAACAUUGCCAGGUGGCACCUUGGAUGCGGGAAGACAGAAAGAGCCUGCAGCUAGUCGGCCCGCAGCCAAUAGACGAUGCCACCAUCUCAACAAGCUCCAAUGCGACGGUCGCAACACUGGUAAAGCAUUGAAACCCCCGUUGAAGCAACACAAGGCCAGGAGCAGAGAUCAGCACGUCAUGGAGCAUAUCUCGAGCAGCAGCGCCGGAGGAGACACGCCGCUUCUGACCUCUUGUGGCACCAACCAGCCUUACGCAAGCAACGGCCGUCCAAUUCGCUUUGCUGGCCCCCAAAACGAAAACCUGGAACCAGAGCAGCUGCACAGCCUCUGGAUUAACGACAAGACCAACGCCACGGGGGGCGCCUUGGGAGGUGCUAAUGCCAUGCACUGGGCCCCCAACAAGCAGGCGAGCGGCUCCCAUGCGCCCCAAGACACCUUCAAACUGACCGCAGGUUCUGCUCCAGGGAGCGCAUUGAAUCGGUUCAACAAGUCUGUGACUGAGUUCAUGCUGACUGAUGGUAAUGCCAUGCCCGAUCCAUUCCCCAGGAUUUAUUGCACAGCGGCCCAGAAGGGCCAAGGCCAGCCUGCGCCAGGGGCCGUCCCUGUCAUCAACCACUGCAACGGCCUGGCCUGA